Messenger RNA from Orcinus orca (killer whale), 4262 nucleotides. RefSeq names its product Golgi phosphoprotein 3-like. Gene Ontology annotation, molecular function: phosphatidylinositol-4-phosphate binding. The transcript has a single exon. Gene Ontology annotation, cellular component: trans-Golgi network; Golgi cisterna; cytosol. Lineage: Eukaryota; Metazoa; Chordata; Mammalia; Artiodactyla; Delphinidae. The coding region runs from base 374 to 676 and encodes 100 amino acids. The record is from RefSeq and is a predicted model, not a curated record. Gene Ontology annotation, biological process: Golgi vesicle budding; Golgi organization; Golgi to plasma membrane protein transport.
UUUCCAAAUACUUAUUGAGCAAUACUAUGUUCCAGGAAAUACACCUGGUGCCGGGCUAUAGAGAUUAAUAAAAUAUGAUUCCUGUCCCACAAGAAGUUUACAUUCUGGGAACACAGACCGUCCUAGAACACUUGUAUUCCACUUCUCCAGAAGCAAACAAGCUACAAUGAACACAUUUUGCUAUUCCUAUUAAGAGUACAAAGAAAAUAAUAGCUGAAAUUCUUCUCUAGCUUUUAAGUGCUUUUGUUUAGGUGAGACAUGGAAUUCAUUAAAACUGCAUUAUCAAUUAAGAAACAUGCAGGAAUGAUUAGCUUAAAACCUGGUAGACAGGAGCGUAUUGACAACCAAGAAACAGAACUUCCUUCUUUUUGACAUGACGACACAUCCCCUCACCAACAACAACAUUAAGCAGCGCCUCAUCAAGAAGGUGCAGGAAGCCGUUCUCGACAAAUGGGUGAACGACCCUCACCGCAUGGACAAGCGCCUGCUGGCCCUCAUCUACCUGGCCCACACCUCGGAUGUCCUAGAGAACGCGUUCGCACCCCUCCUGGACAAGCAGUACGAUUUAGCCACCCAGCGGGUGCGGCAGCUCCUGGACUUAGACCCUGAGGUGGAGUGUCUGAAGGCCAGCACCAACGAGGUGCUGUGGGCAGUGGUGGCCGCCUUUACCAAGUGACGCUGCGCAGAACCUAGCGUCCUCCUUUUUCUCGCAGGAUCAUUUUUCUUCCAGGGACUCCUGGUUUUCUGCAGUUUGUACUUCCCACACUAUAAUUGGUUUUCGUUUUAUGAAAUGGUCGGUGGCUUUUCCUGUUGUGGGUGUGUACCUUCAGGAAGCUGCUGGUAUGAGAGACCUUUCUAAACCUUUUUUAAGUUUAGAAAAAAAAGUUUUACUGCCUAUUGUCAUUUCAUUCCUUCUUGACUUCAAGAGAGUCGCCGUUCUCACUGUAAUAGGCUUUGGAUUUUUGUUAUGUUUACUUUCAAACUACCUCCAGUUUCUUUCUUUCCUUUUUUUGCCGAUUUUUGUUUUUUAUUGAAGCAUAGUUUGAUUUACAAUGUUGUAUGAGGUUCAGGUGUACAGUAUAGUGAUUCAGUUAUACAUAUAUAUAUAUAUAUAUAUAUAUAUUCUUUUUCAGAUUCUUUUCCCUUAUAGGUUAUUACAAAAUAUUGAGUAUAGUUCCCUGUGCUAUAUAGUAGGUCCUUGUUCAUUUCCUAUUUUAUAUAUAAAAGUGUAUAUAUGUUAAUACCAACCUCCUAAUUUAUCCCCCUCCCCUUUCCCCUUUGGUAACCAUAAGUUUGUUUUCUAUGUCUGUGGGUCUAUUUCUGUUUUGUAAAUAACUUCACUUGUAUCAUUUUUUUUAGAUGCCACAUAUAAGCAAUAUGAUAUUUGUCUUUGUCUGGCUUACUUAGUGUGAUAAUUUCUAGGUCCAUCCAUGUUGCUGCAAAUGACAUUAUUUCAUUCUUUUUUAUGGCUGAGUAGUAUUCCAUUGUAUAUUUGUGCCACAUCUUCUUUAUCCAUUUGUCUGUCAAUGGACAUUUAGGUUGCUUCCAUGUCUUGGCUAUUAUAAAUAGUGCUGCUAUGAAUAUUGAUUGAGGUGCAUGUAUCUUUUCUUGAAACUACCUCCAGCUUCUUUUUCUUUAAUUUUAUUUAUUUUAUUUUUAUGGCUGCAUCAGGUCUUAUCUGUGGCACACGGGAUCUUCGUUGUGGUGCACGGGCUUCUCUCUAGUUGCGACAUGAGAGUUUUCUCUUCUCUAGUUGAGGUGCGUGAGCUCAGUAGUUGUGGCGUGCGGGAUUCGUUUCCCCGCAGCAUGUGGGAUCUCAGUGCCCUGACUAGGGCUUGAACCCCUGUCCCCUGCAUUGGAAGGCGGAUUCUUUACCACUGGACCACCAGGGAAGCCCCUCCCGCCAGCUUCAAAAGCACAUCAUUAGCAUUUCUUGAGUUUAAGUUUUUCCACAAGUACAAAUUCUUCUAUAUUCUUAACUCACCAAAAGUAAAAAGCUGUACCUAUCAAGGUAUUUUUCAGUAAAGCUCAAUCUAGAUGCAUACCUUAACAAUUUUUGGCUGGCAUUAUGCUAAGUGACAUGAGUCAGACAAAGAAAGACAAAUACUGUAUGAUAUCACUUAUGUGUGGAAUCUUAAAAAGCCAAACUCAUAGAAACAGUGAAUAGAACAGAGGUUAUCAGGGGCUAGGGGUUAGGGGUGGGGGAAAUGGGGAGGUGUUGGUCAAAGAGUACAAACUUCCAGUUAUAAGAUGAGUAAGUUCUGGAGAUCUAAUGUACAGCUUGGUGAUUAUAGUUAAUAAUACUGUAUUAUAUACUUGAAAGUUGCUAAGGGAGGAGAUCUUAAAUGUUCUCACCACGAUAAAGAAAUGGUAAUUAUGUGAUGGAGAUAUUAGCUAAGGCUAUGGUGGUCAUCACUUUGCAAUACAUAAGCAUAUCAAAUCAAUAGGUUGCAUACCUUAAACUUACAUAAUGUUAUAUGUCAAUCAUAUCUCAAUAAAGUGGGAAAAAUUUUGCUUUCCAUAAUCUUAUAUUUGUAUAUUUUCACUAUUAAAUCAUAAAAGUAAAUUGCUCCAUAAAGCUAAUUGGGUUGUGUACAUCCAUUGAUGCUGUAUAUCUUGUGGACUUCACAUGAAUUUCUCCUCAAAUUGCUGUCACAAUACACAGCUGUUACCAUAGCUUUAUAAUAAAUCCCGAUAUCUGUGAGGACCUGUCCUUCCUCAGAAUUGUGUUAGUGAUUCUGAGCCCUUUGCUCUUCCAUAUGAAUUUUAGGAACAUCUUAUCAAGUUUCUUGAAAUAUCCUGUUGGGAUUUUGAUUGGUAUGACGUUGGCGGUACAGAUUUAUUUGAAAGAACUGACAUAUUUAUGAUAUUGAGUCUUUCUAUUUAGGACCAUAGCAUAACUGUCCGUUGUAAAUUAAAUACGGCCACAAAUUAUUUGCAGCUCCUUCUAUUAAGAGGUGGAGUCUGUUCCGCCACCUCUUGAAUCUGGGCUGGCUUUGUUCUCUGAUUUAUCCAAUAGAAUGUGGAGGAAGUGACAUCUUGCCAGUUUCACAGCUUGGGACACAUAAAGUGAUAUGGUGUCUCCCUUCAUUCUCUUGGAAUGCUGCCUUGAGACCACCAUACCAUAAUGAAGCCCAGGACAAAAGGGCAUAUGGAAAGAGAGACCCAGCUGUCCCAGCUAAGUUCAGCACCCUGCCAGAUGACCUGCCAGCUGAAUGCAGCUGUGUGUAUGAGCCCAAGUGAAAGCAGCAGGGAACUGCUCAGCCAACCCAGAGAACUGCAUAAAGUGGUGUUGAUUUAAGCUGUUAAGUUUUGGGGUGUUUUAUUCCACAACAAAGACUAGUUGAAAGAGAAACUAGUACCUAAAAAUGAGGUGCUGGGCUUCCCUGGUGGCGCAGUGGUUAAGAGUCCGCCUGCCAAUGAAGGGGACACGGGUUCGUGCCCCGGUCCGGGAAGAUCCCACAUGACGUGGAGCAGCUAGGCCCGUGAGCCAUGGCCACUGAGCCUGCGCGUCCGGAGCCUGUGCUCCGCAACAGGAGAGGCCACAACAGUGAGAGGCCCGCAUACCGCAAAAAAAAUAAAAAACAAAAAAAUAAUUUAAAAAUAAAUAAAAUAAAAAUUAGGUGCUGCUAUAAUAAAAACUGAAUGCAUGUGUCAUGGCCUUGAGACUGGGUAGUAGGCAGAGGCUGGAAGGGUAGCAAGGAGACUAUUAGUAGAAGCUGGAAAAUUAGUGAAGAAACUACUAUUGAAGUCUGGAAGGAUGGUAAACCAUGUCUUGUGCUAGUGAAAAAGUUGGCAAAACUGUUACCAACACCACAUGAAGCAGAAGAACCACUUGGCCAACCCAUAGAAUCAUGAGAAAUAUUGAAUUGUUGUUUCAUUAAGACAAUAUGUUUUGGGGUCGUUUAUACAAUAAAUAGUUGAAAGACUAAUGAGCUUGUGGAUCUGAUUGGACUGAAUUGUGUCCCCUCAAAAAUGUAUAUAUUUAAGAAUGGGAUACAGAAAAGCCAUCUAUACUUGUAAACAAGUUUGUCAACUUUGCUGUAGAGUGAUCAGGUGGGAGCAAUAGGCAUCAUCUCAGCGAACCCACAAAAGCCAAAAUGUGGAGAUCUUUUCUCUAGGACCGUUCAGUUUCUCCAGGGAGAAAUCUCUAAUUUCUUGACUACAUGGUAGAGAUCUUGCUGCAGGCAUUCUCAGAGAGAAUGAGUUGGGGUGGGGUUAAGAGGAAUAAUAACCAUUUUCCUUCUUGAUCACCCUACACA